AUGAUGGAAAUAGGCCCGGGUAUGACCAAGGCGGAUUUGGUACUGCCAGGCUCUUUCAUCUCGACCAGAGGUGUAGAUGAUGUACUGAUAGGUGAGGACGUCGCCCGUCCACUCCUGGAAGCAAGCUCGUCUGGCGACGCCGCGACGUUACAAAGCUUGCUAUCGCAACCAAAAUGGAUCAAGAUAAUGCUCGAUUUUCCACCCACCAUCUAUAAAGAGAGCCGUCCACGUGAAGGCCCGGAUGAUGCACGCAAGGUGUCGGCACGUGGAAUCGGAAACGUCGAUCGCGCUUUCAGAUUAGCGGUUCAGAACCGCCAUGCUGCUGUGUUGUCCACAUUAAUGGCCUUCUCAAACCGCCAAGGCGUCCUAAGAUCCGAAUUCAUAGCGAAAGAGACAAUGAAUAAGAUGAUUGCCAAUGAGUACGCCUGGGUAUGGGAGGCACUCGCGUCUGCAGACCCGGAAAUCGUCCACUUCCACUGCCACCACGGUGCGCUGGCGCUUUACGAGGCCGUGAGGCUAAAACGAACCAACGUGGUCGAGGUGCUACUCAAGUAUGGGGCGGAUCCACUACAUCCUGUUCAGCAGCCUAAGAAACUUGGUACCUACGACUCGUCUCUAAUGUCUCGCGCCGCGAUGUCUCAAUAUCCACGCAUGAUCGAGAUGCUGCUGGAACACGGUGCCCCUAUCGCUUGUACUUCUGCGCUACAUACCGCUGCAGCAUUUGGUCGCCUUGAUACUAUGCGCGUCCUGAUACAGCAUAGCGCAGACUUGAAUGAGGUUGACUAUGAGUGGAACGAGUGGACGCCUAUGCAUUUCGCCGCCUCAAGAUGCGAAGACGAGGCCAUGGAUUUACUGGAGCAAAGUGGGGCGCGCUCUGAUGUGAAGGACUAUGAGGACAGGACACCUGCGCAACUGCUCAAGGAGAUGACACUGCUUAACGCGCGCACAAAUCAGUAA
Messenger RNA from Didymosphaeria variabile, 957 nucleotides. RefSeq lists its product as uncharacterized. The transcript has a single exon. Gene Ontology annotation, molecular function: protein binding. NCBI's taxonomy places the organism in Eukaryota, Fungi, Ascomycota, Dothideomycetes, Pleosporales, Didymosphaeriaceae. The record is from RefSeq and is a predicted model, not a curated record. The coding region runs from base 1 to 957 and encodes 318 amino acids.